AUGCAAGACUCAGGUGGUGGCCUGGAUACCAUCACAGCAGGGAAGAUUGAGGAAUGCUGGGAAAGAACUGCACAGAAGAUCCUGGAUGAAAGCAUGCUUAAUUCAGAUGUGCAGUGCCAGCAUUUCAGGCAGUUCCGCUACCAGGAUCCCAAGGGGCCCCGGGAGGUUUGCAACCGACUCCAUAGCCUUUGUCACCGGUGGCUCAAACCAGAGCAACAUACAAAAAGACAGAUUAUGGAUCUGGUUAUCCUGGAGCAGUUCCUGACCAUCCUGCCACCGGAGAUUGAGAGCUGGGUCAGAGAAUGUGGAGCAGAGAGCAGUUCGCAGGCAGUGGCCCUGGCAGAAGGUUUCCUCCUGAGCCAAGCAGAGGACAGGAAGCAGGAAGAGCAGAAGGUGCAGAGGCGGUUAGCAGAAGUUAGUCCUGGUUUUUUUGAGGCAGAGAAGGAUCUAUUAGACACCAGACAAAGGUCACUUUUCAGAGGGCGCUCUCAGGAGGCUGACGGAGAUGCCACUUUACUGGGCUGUGGAAUAACACUGGCAAUGUCAACAGGGUCACCUCCCCUGGAUGGUGGUGAAGAAAAGGCUUCUAUACAGCCAGAUCAGAGUCCCGUGUCAUUUGAGGAGGUGGCUGUGCAUUUCACUGAGGAAGAGUGGACUCUGCUGGACCCAAACCAAAGAGCCCUGCACAGAGAAAUAAUGGAAGAGACUUGUCAGAAUGUGGCCUUUCUGGCAGGUGAUGGGCGGAAGAUCAAGAAUGAGGAAGAACCAUACAGGGCAUUAGAGGAAAGAGUGGGAUAUAUAGAGGAAGCAGAACAGAGAAAGGAAACUGAAGUAAAACAGGAAAAGAGGCAUGAAUCCUCUGCUCUUCAUGCUGGUGACUGUGCAGAAACCCCAAACAUAGAUGUAAAAAAUGAAACAUGGAAGCAUCUUCCAUGUGAGAAAAGCUUCAGUUAUGAAUUGGCAGAUAAUCUUCAUUGGAGAACCAAUAACGAGGAGAUGCUAAUAAAGUGCUUGGAGUGUGAAAAGAGCUUCAGUUGCAGCUCAGCUCUUAGAGAACACCAAAGAAUACACACAGGAGAGAAACCAUUUAAAUGCUUGGAAUGUGGAAAGAACUUUAGUCGAAGCUCCAAUCUUACACAACAUCAACGAAUUCAUACAGCAGAGAAACCAUAUAAAUGUUUAGAGUGUGGAAAGAGCUUCAGCUGGAACUCAGAUCUUAGGAGACAUCGAAGAAUUCACACAGGAGAGAAACCAUUUAAAUGCUUGGAGUGUGGAAGGAGCUUCAACCAGAGUAAACACCUCAACGUACAUCAAAGAAUUCACACAGGAGAGAAACCAUAUACAUGCUUGGAAUGUGGAAAGAGCUUUACUCAGAACUCAGAUCUUAUGCGACAUCAGAGAAUUCACACAGGCGAGAAACCAUCUAAACAGAGGAGGCUGACUUAUACGGGCAGGGGGGGCAGCUUCCCUCCUAUUCUUCCAGCGCCUUCAUUUCCCCCCCAACUUCUGUUUUUCUGUUAAGCAAGUGUGCGAUCUCAGUUGUUAAUACCAGCAGGAUCUGCCUUGCAGAUUGCAGCAAAAGGCUCCAAUCUGCCCUAGGCAGUAGAUACCAGUUAGCAUGAGGUCUUACUCUCAUUCUGGGCAGAGGAGCCACAAGGAGCCAGACAAGAGGUGGGAGCUAGCCGCUGGGCUCGUCUGCUUCAGGAAAAAUAAAAAGAAUCAUCUUG
Hemicordylus capensis (graceful crag lizard) is the source of this 1727-nucleotide messenger RNA. Its product is annotated as zinc finger protein with KRAB and SCAN domains 8-like. The record is from RefSeq and is a predicted model, not a curated record. The coding region runs from base 1 to 1521 and encodes 506 amino acids. Gene Ontology annotation, molecular function: RNA polymerase II cis-regulatory region sequence-specific DNA binding; DNA-binding transcription factor activity, RNA polymerase II-specific. Gene Ontology annotation, biological process: regulation of transcription by RNA polymerase II. The transcript has 5 exons. NCBI's taxonomy places the organism in Eukaryota, Metazoa, Chordata, Lepidosauria, Squamata, Cordylidae.